UGAUAUAAAACCACUCAUCUUAUCUCAUUCUUUACUACGGCUUUUCUUCUCCGUCAUCUGUAUUUAAAGUAAACUUGCAAUCAUUUUGCUUCUCUUUCCAAAACACUGCCCCUUCUAACACACCAAGACUCUUCAAACAAAAAACAUGUCAAAGACAUUCAAGGUUGUUGUCCUGGCCGGUGACGGCGUUGGACCCGAGGUCACUGCUGAGGCCGUCAAGGUGCUCAAGGCUGUCACUUCCAUCCGCUCGCGCACCGGCGGAGCCAAGAUCGAGUUCUCCGAACACAGGUUUGGCGGGAGCGCCAUCGAUGCAACAGGGUCACCGUUCCCCGACGAGACACGUGUUGCGUGCGAGAACGCCGACGCGAUUCUGCUGGGUGCGGUUGGCGGGCCCCAGUGGCCGACUCCUGGCGGCCCGCGGCCCGAGCAGGGCCUGCUCGAUCUGCGGAAAUCGCUGGAUCUGUUCGCCAACAUCCGGCCGAUGAGCUUCCCGGCUGACACGCUGAUGAGCGCAUCGCCGCUCAAGGAGGAUCUGGUGCGCGGAGCCGAGUUCACUCUGCUUCGCGAGCUGGUGGGCGGAAUCUACUUUGGCAAGCGUGGCGAGGAGGACAGCGAGGGCAAGGCAUACGACACCAUGGAGUACUCUGUGCCCGAGGUUGAGCGCAUUGCGCGCCUGGCUGGUGUGCUGGCAUCCAAAUCGCGGCCGGCGCAGACAAUUCACUCGAUUGACAAGGCCAACGUGCUGGCAACGUCGCGUCUGUGGCGCCGCGUGGUGACCGACGUCAUCACCCGCGAGUUCCCCAAGGUCAAGCUGGUGCACCACCUUGUGGAUUCGGCAUCGAUGCUGAUGGUCAAGAGCCCACGCGCGCUGAACGGCGUUGUGCUGACCGAGAACAUGUUUGGCGACAUCCUGUCGGAUGAGGCAUCGGUGAUCCCCGGUUCGCUGGGCCUGCUGCCCUCGGCGUCGCUCAACUCUGUGCCCGUGGCCGGCAAGCCGUGCCGCGGACUGUACGAGCCGAUCCACGGCUCUGCUCCCGACAUCGCUGGACAGGGUAUCGCCAACCCAGUGGGCACCAUCCUCAGUGCAGCCAUGAUGCUGCGCUACUCGUUCGGACUGGAGCGCGAGGCCAACAUCAUUGAGCUUGCUGUGCGGCGCGUGCUCGACGACGACCAGCUCAACGGCUGGAACAUCCGGUCCAAGGACCUGGGCGGCAGCGCAUCGACUGCCGAGAUCGGUGACGCCGUCGUGCGUGCGGUGACGCCGUACGCUGAGGGUCUCAACGUCGAGGACCGCGCGGUGCAGCGCCCGCUGCUGCUGGAGCGUCCCGUAGGUCGUCGAGGCAUGACCCUGUGCGAGAAGAUCAUCGCGCACCAUGCGAUCGGUCUGGCAGCGCCUGGUGACGUCAAGCCUGGCGACAUGGUGUGCGUGGGCGUUGACUGGACGAUCGCGUCUGAGAUCACGUGGAAGGGCAUGGACAAGACGUACAACUCGAUGGGCAGGCCGGGCAUCAACCGUAACGACCGGUUCUGGCUGGCAGUGGACCACACUGUGGAUCCGCGCAUCAUGAACCAGCCCAAGCCGAAGGACCUGUUCUCGACGUCGGCUGCGUUCGCUGAAGAGGCGCACCUGGUCGAUUUCUACCGCCCCAACUACACCAUCCUGCACACCGAGUUCUACCGCGAGCGUGCCCAGCCCAGCCAGCUGGUGAUUGGUGCCGACUCGCACACAUGCUCGGGCGGUGCUGUCGGCGCACUCUCGAUCGGUAUGGGUGCCGCUGAUGUUGUCAUGCCGCUGGUGACAGGUGAGACCUGGCUGCAGGUGCCUGAGACGGUGGAGAUCCGCUUCGUCAAUGCCCCGCCGUUCGGUAUUGGCGGCAAGGACAUCAUCCUCGACGUGCUGCGUCAGCUGAAGCGCAACACCGUCGCGUUCGAGCGCGCUGUCGAGUACACUGGCCCGGGUCUGAAGUACAUGAGCUGUGAUGCGCGGUUCGCGUGCGCCAACAUGGCCACCGAGUUUGGCGGCAUUGCCGGUGUCUUUGAGGCUGACGAGAUCACUGCCGCGUACAUCGCCAAGCGCAAGAGUCCCGAGUACAAGAAGCAGUCGCUGUUCUUCCGUGCCGACGAGGACGCGCAGUACGCCGAGUCGCAUAUCAUUGAUCUGUCGCAGGUCGACUCGCUGGUGGCUCUGCACCCGAGCCCCGACAAUGUAGUGCACGUUGACCAGGUCAAGAUGGACCUGGACGGCUGCUUCAUCGGCGCCUGUACCACGGCCGAGGAGGACCUGAUUCUCGGUGCGCUGGUGCUGGAGGCUGGUCUCAAGAAGGGCCUGGUGCCUGUGUCCGGCGCCAACCGCCGUGUCACCCCCGGCUCAGUCCCGAUUCUGGCGAAGCUGCGCCGUCUGGGUCUCGUCGACGUGUACGAGCGCGCCGGCUUCAUUGUUGGUGCCCCUGGCUGCUCGUACUGCCUCGGCAUUGCGGCCGACGUGGCCGGCGACGGCGAGGUGUGGCUCAGCUCGCAGAACCGUAACUUCAAGAACCGCAUGGGCGCUGGCUCGAUUGCUAACCUUGCGUCGGCGGCCACGGUUGCUGCGUCAUCAUUCGCCAUGAAGGUGACCAACCCGCGCGAGCUGCUGGACAUGAUCGACCGCGAGCGCUACGCGAAGAUGCUGGACCUGUGGAUGGACAAGGGCGAGGAGAUUGUUGUGUCCGAGCCGAACCCGGUGCUGGAGGAGGCGCGUGGCGAGACCAUCCAGUCGCGCAACACCGAGGGCACUGGGGCGAACGCCGCCGUGGAGGGCGAGUCGGAGCCGAUCGACAAGUCGAGCAUGAUCACCGGCAAGGUGCAGCGCUUCGGCGACAACAUCGACACUGACGCGAUCAUCCCCGCGCCGUUCAUGCCGGGUGUGUCGGAUGAGGACCUCGGUACGCACUGCUUCCAGUACUUCCGCCCCGAGUUCCGCGAGAAGGUCGCCCAGGGCUUCGACAUCAUUGUUGCUGGCAUUGGCUUUGGUUCCGGCUCGUCGCGCGAGGAGGCUCCGCGUGCCAUCAAGGGCGCCAACGUCAAGGCUGUCAUUGCCAAGUCGUACGCCUUCAUCUACCAGCGCAACCAGCCGAACAUGGCUCUUCUGGGCAUUGUCCUCAAGGACGAGAAGUUCUACGAGCUUGCGCAGGAGGGCGCCGAGGUGUCCAUUGACCUGCCGAACCGCAAGAUCUACUGCGGCGGCAAGGCCUUCAGCUUCGUGCUGUCGACCAUGGAGGAGCGUCUGAUUCUGGGCGGCGGUGUCACCGAGAUGUACAAGAAGUACGGCAACCUGCUCUUCCGCGCUGCCAUUGCCGCUGACCCUGAGUCAGUGCUCAAGAACGCCGGCGCCUGCGGUAAGCCCACGUCGUGCGGCGAUGCCGAGGCCAAGGACCAGCUUGCCUGGUAACCUGUUUUUUCUCUCUCGACUUCCGACUUCCAAAUAUAUGCAGUAUCCAAUCAGCACGUGCUCCCGUGCCCGUGGGUGAGGUGACAGUACAUCCUUCAGCAGUCCGGGUUCUAGGAGCUUCUUGCUUUUGCAUCCUCAGUAAUUUUACGAGCUAAACACAAUUUUCUUUAAAAUGG
Molecule: messenger RNA, 3603 nt
Organism: Linderina pennispora
Lineage: Eukaryota; Fungi; Kickxellomycota; Kickxellomycetes; Kickxellales; Kickxellaceae
Product: 3-isopropylmalate dehydrogenase
Exons: 1
Coding region: 146-3427 (1093 amino acids)
Biological process (GO): L-leucine biosynthetic process
Cellular component (GO): cytosol
Molecular function (GO): 3-isopropylmalate dehydrogenase activity; magnesium ion binding; hydro-lyase activity
Source: RefSeq, a predicted model, not a curated record